Patiria miniata (bat star) is the source of this 615-nucleotide messenger RNA. RefSeq lists its product as uncharacterized. Bases 1 to 615 code for a protein of 204 amino acids. The transcript is spliced from 2 exons. NCBI's taxonomy places the organism in Eukaryota, Metazoa, Echinodermata, Asteroidea, Valvatida, Asterinidae. The record is from RefSeq and is a predicted model, not a curated record.
AUGGAACAAGAACAGCACGGCACCAUUCCUUUCCUGGACGUCAAGAUCUCCAGGAACCUGGAUGGCACCCUGGGACAUAGCGUCUACAGGAAACCAACCCACACCGACCGCUAUCUCCACCAGCGGUCGUUUCAUCACCCCAGCAUCAAGUCAUCGGUCAACCGCAUCCUAGUACAGAGAGCCUUUGAGGUCUGCGACCAAGACAACCUCAAGCGUGAACUCAAGCACAUCCAGGCGUCACUACAAUGGAAAGGCUACAAACCCAACUGCAUCACGAUCAGCAAACCUGACCAAUGGGUCUCCUAUACCCAAGGUCCUUCCACUGUAUCUCCCUCAGUCACUCUUCCUUACAUAGGUCCAGCUUCACAUCAUCUGCAACGCAUCCUCCGACAAGCCGGCAUCAAGGUGUACCACUCAUUGGCAACAAGCUCCAAGGCAGCCUCCACACUCACAAGGACAAGCAGGACUCCUCUUCCAAGGCGGGAGUCUACCGCAUUCUAUGUGAAUGCGGCAAAGUCUACAUCGGCGAAACCGGUCGGAACCUUCCCACUAGGCUCAAGGAACACAGAGCACAUGGACGUUCGCUACACAUGGUCCGAGACCCUCACCGCAUGA